Messenger RNA from Mustela erminea (ermine), 4795 nucleotides. It is a transcript of the gene PHF21A, whose product is annotated as PHD finger protein 21A. The record is from RefSeq and is a predicted model, not a curated record. The coding region runs from base 1326 to 3368 and encodes 680 amino acids. Gene Ontology annotation, cellular component: histone deacetylase complex. The transcript has 19 exons. Gene Ontology annotation, molecular function: chromatin binding. Gene Ontology annotation, biological process: negative regulation of transcription by RNA polymerase II. Lineage: Eukaryota; Metazoa; Chordata; Mammalia; Carnivora; Mustelidae.
GGCCCUGGUAGGGGAGGGGUUGAUACCGAGAUUGGGCACCGGGGGAAGAAUGUCUCGUUUCAACUUUGUCUGUGGCUUGCACCCCCGGAGAAGGCCACACGCCGGUUGUAGGGUGCAGAUGUGCUGAGAGUGAUUUCUAAGUAGUUGAGUUGUUGAGAUGAGGGUACGACUGCUAAUGGUAGGCAGGUUUUGUUUUCAUUGGUGAAUCUGGUGUCAUCAUAUUCGGGGCAUAUGUUGAAAUAUUCUUUGUUUAGGUCUUGAAGUAGAGGAUCUCACUCUGCACGUCCACAUUGUGUUGUUUUUAAAUGAUGUCUGCAAGUGUGGCUUCCUAGAAUUUCAAAUGUGAGUUAAGGUCCGGGCGUGUGUGGGCCUCGGCAUUGGCCUUGACAGUGAACUUUGUGGCUGUGUUUUGGAUUUCAGAGAUUUGCCCCAUAGCUGGGGUGCAAGCUGUGCAUUUUUUGUUAAUAGUAGGUGUCAGGAAUGUAGAUGUUUAAGCUGGGGACAUUAAUGGGAGAGCAUUCCUGUAUUAAUAAUUGAUAAGUGAAUAUUAGAAUCAGAUUAAUUUGGGUUGAUGAAAGUUUUUUUGUUUUGUUUUGUUUUUUCAAAAGCAGCUGUGCACUCUAGGAAGGAAGCCUUUCCAUAGGCACACUUUAUAGGGGUUCUUUAGGGUAGGGAAAUGGAAUAUCUCCUUUUAAAGAGGAUACUCAUCAACAUCUCUGGCUUCGUUGAGGGCCUGGUAAGGGGACUGAAAUUGGGGCUAAGACAUCUAAGUGUACUUUUCAGUGUUUAUGUUGUUUGUUUACAUCUGGUGUUUAUCACAUUUGGGCACUAGAAAUAAAUAGGGCAGUUUUUCUUUUUUUUUUGAAGAGUAGCCCCCCCCCUUUUUAAGUUUCACGAUUUACUUGAUUUCACAGCAUUGUAGGAAACUGUUACUACAUUUUUACUGGAAAAACUAUUAUUCAUUUUGAGUUUGCUUUGAAGGGUCCAUCCUUUUUCCCAUUCAGUCAUCUGGAAGGAGCUGCCUCAGAAAAUACUCUUCUUCUGCUUACAUGAAGAACUCUAAAUGCUAUCCAGCAGGAGGUGCUACAACAAGAUAAAGCCAAUCUCUGAAUUUUGAGGGCCUUGCUACUUAUUACAGUUCUCUUAGCUUCAACUUAGCAACAGGAUAAACGCCUUAAAGUUCCAGAAAGAUUUUAAGGAGCAAGAGAGCUGAAGGAGAGCCCGUUUCCCCAAAAUUGCUGCAGUGAGAAGAGGAGUUUAUUUUAAACGGAGGCUGAAGAAACUGUAGAAUUAGCAGACAUAAGAGAAAGUGGAGAAGCUGGAGGAUGGAGUUGCAGACUCUACAGGAGGCUCUUAAAGUGGAAAUUCAGGUUCACCAGAAACUGGUCGCUCAAAUGAAGCAGGAUCCACAGAAUGCUGAUUUAAAGAAACAGCUUCAUGAACUCCAAGCCAAAAUCACAGCUUUGAGUGAGAAACAGAAAAGGGUAGUUGAACAGCUACGGAAGAACCUGAUAGUGAAGCAAGAACAACCAGACAAGUUCCAAAUACAGCCAUUGCCACAGUCUGAAAACAAACUACAAACAGCACAGCAGCAACCCUUCCAGCAGCUCCAGCAGCCGCAGCAGUACCACCACCACCACGCCCAGUCGGCUGCACCCUCUCCCAGCCUGACCGCUUCCCAGAAGACUGUAACUACAGCUUCUAUGAUUACCACAAAGACACUACCUCUCGUCUUGAAAGCAGCAACUGCGACCAUGCCUGCCUCUGUUGUGGGCCAGAGACCUACCAUUGCUAUGGUGACCGCCAUCAACAGUCAGAAGGCUGUGCUCAGCACUGAUGUGCAGAACACACCAGUCAACCUCCAGACGUCUAGUAAGGUCACUGGGCCUGGGGCAGAGGCUGUCCAAAUUGUGGCAAAAAACACAGUCACUCUGCAGGUUCAGGCAACACCUCCUCAGCCCAUCAAAGUACCACAGUUUAUACCCCCUCCUCGACUCACUCCACGUCCAAACUUUCUUCCACAGGUUCGACCCAAGCCUGUGGCUCAGAAUAACAUUCCUAUUGCCCCAGCACCUCCUCCCAUGCUUGCAGCUCCUCAACUUAUCCAGAGGCCCGUCAUGCUGACCAAGUUCACCCCCACGACCCUCCCUACCUCCCAGAAUUCCAUCCACCCCGUCCGUGUCGUCAAUGGGCAGACUGCAACCAUAGCCAAAACGUUCCCCAUGGCCCAGCUCACCAGCAUUGUGAUAGCUACUCCAGGGACCAGACUCGCUGGACCUCAGACUGUACAGCUUAGCAAGCCAAGCCUUGAAAAACAGACAAUUAAAUCCCACACAGAAACAGAUGAGAAACAAACAGAGAGCCGUACCAUCACUCCACCUGCUGCACCCAAACCAAAACGGGAGGAGAACCCUCAGAAACUUGCCUUCAUGGUGUCUCUAGGAUUGGUAACACAUGACCAUCUAGAAGAAAUCCAAAGCAAGAGGCAAGAGCGAAAAAGAAGAACGACGGCAAAUCCAGUGUACAGCGGAGCCGUCUUUGAGCCGGAGCGUAAGAAGAGCGCAGUCACAUACCUGAACAGUACAAUGCAUCCUGGGACCCGGAAGAGAGGUCGUCCUCCAAAAUACAAUGCAGUGCUGGGGUUUGGAGCCCUUACCCCAACAUCCCCCCCAUCCAGUCAUCCUGACUCCCCUGAAAAUGAAAAGACAGAGACCACAUUCACUUUCCCUGCACCUGUUCAGCCUGUGUCCCUGCCCAGCCCCACCUCCACAGACGGUGAUAUCCAUGAGGAUUUUUGCAGCGUUUGCAGAAAAAGUGGCCAGUUGCUCAUGUGUGACACGUGUUCCCGUGUGUAUCAUCUGGACUGCUUAGACCCUCCUCUGAAAACGAUUCCCAAGGGCAUGUGGAUCUGUCCCAGAUGUCAGGACCAGAUGCUGAAGAAGGAAGAAGCAAUUCCAUGGCCUGGAACUUUAGCAAUUGUUCAUUCCUAUAUCGCCUACAAAGCAGCAAAAGAAGAAGAGAAACAGAAAUUACUUAAAUGGAGUUCAGACUUAAAACAAGAACGAGAACAGCUAGAGCAGAAGGUGAAACAGCUCAGCAGUUCUAUAAGUAAAUGCAUGGAAAUGAAGAACACCAUCUUGGCCCGGCAGAAGGAGAUGCACAGCUCCCUGGAGAAGGUAAAGCAGCUGAUCCGCCUCAUCCACGGCAUCGACCUCUCCAAACCUGUAGACUCUGAGGCCACUGUGGGGGCCAUCUCCAACGGCCCGGACUGCACCCCCCCUGCCAACGCCGCCACCUCCACGCCGGCCCACUCCCCCUCCUCCCAGAGCUGCACAGCGAACUGUACCCAGGGGGACGAGACUAAAUAACAGAGCCCCGCGAGGAGAAGCCACGGGAUCCCGGCAGCCAGGAGAGCAAAAACACUGAAGACUCUAGAAAAGCAAAGCCGGAUUUCUUCUGGAAAGUACAGAAUUCUUUUGGUUCUUUGGUUCCAGAGAGAGAGAAGAUGCUUGUGCCAGGUGGCACCAGAGUUUGCCAAUUGAUCCUUCUUAUUCUGUGUGUACAUGCAAAGAUUGGACCAUGUUACAUGAAAUAGUGCCAGCUGGAGGUCCUUUGCCAGCACCAUGCCAAGUGAAAUAAUAUAUUUACUCUCUCUAUUAUACACCAGUGUGUGCCUGCAGCAGCCUCCACAGCCACCAUGGGUUUGUUUUUGUUUUGUCGGGUGGGGAGCAGGGACGGGCGGAGGGAGGAGAGCAGGUUUCAGAUCCUUAUUCGCCGAGCCGUUUGUUUAGGUAGAGAAGACAAGUCCAAAGAGUGUGUGGGCUUUCCUGUUUCUAAACUUUCACUACUAUAAAACCAAAAAAAGGAAAUCGAGAUUUAACCAACCCCAGUGCCCAGAGGAGGGAUGGGAGGGAAUGGGGGGGAGCCGGGGUGGGAAAAGUCUAUCAAAUAAGCAGUAUUUCCUAUUGUCUGGGGUGGGGCCCAGUGCACGGAGAGGGGGACACCGAGGGCAGCCACGGGUCCUUCUCCCGCACACCCUGCCUCCCGCCCUGGGCGCCCCCGCCACUCCCCGCGCUCCUUCCCCGCUUUGGCAAAUUGGCGUGCGUCCCGUGAAUGGUCCGGUUACCUUCCCUCUCCGAGAACAGGCAAGAGGCCGCCCCAGCGGGCCAUUGCCCAGGGCAGGGAAGAAAGGUGUGUGUGUCCAGGAAGGAAAAAAAAGGUGGAUCAGUGAUUUUUACUUGAAAACAAGCUCCAUCCCUUUUCUAUAUUUAUAAGAUUCUGAGCGAAGCAGCACGCGACCCAGGUGUGUGUGAACUGAAUGGAGAUGUUUCUUUUCUCUUUUUUUUUUUUGUUUUAAUUUUUGUUUUGUUUUGUUUUGUUUUUCUUUAAGAAAAAAAGUUUUAUUUUGUUGUUUAUUUUACUUUUUUGGUAACAAAAACUAAAAUAAGGAAUAGAAAAGCUGUUUUUCAGGCUGACAGUCAAUUAAGGGUAGUCGAGGCCGUGCAUGGUAGGGUAGGAGUCAUAGUGUCAGUGAGGUCCAGUGAGUCCGUGUGAGUCCUUGUGUCAUCGUCCGGGCACUGUUUUUUAUGCAAGGGCAAAAAUCUUUGUAUCUGGGGAAAACAACAACAACAACUUUUUUUUAAAUUAAAAAGGAAAAUAAAAGAUAUUGAGGUCUUCCUAGUGUUACUUAAAUUAAGAUCAAGGUAAGAAACAUUGUAAAAAAAAAAUUACAAAAGUGCUAUUUGUUUCCUAAAAACAGUGAUUUCUAUUAAAAAGGUGUCAGAACUGGAGAAAA